AUUGUGGCUCACAACCACUGCUAGUUUUCGAAAUCACAUUCGUAUGACAUUACUCAUGAUGCAUGGCAAUCCUGUAGUUUCUUGACAAAUCCUGUUGUUCGAUGAGUGCUUUCCCCUCAAACCAGCUUCAAUCCAAUUAGAAAACCGGAAGCAGUAAUGUGAACAUACCCAACCCCCCUCAACUGUCCUGCAAAAACUGUGACAUUCCGUUUUUUUCCCUAGCAAGAACAUGGCGGCCAUUUUGGGCACACCAUAGUUCCCCCUUCCCUGUGGCCAUAAUCUUGGGGGGGAACCAUGACAUGAGAGAUCACAGCGCCCAAAAUGACCACUGUGCUCUCAGGAGAAACAAAUGGAAAGAUGGCAUCCCAGAAUAUAGUGUUCCAGUUUUUCCCUUUGACACGUUUUCCCUCAAAUGACGUGAGUUUCUCCCUCUGGUGAAAAUUUUUGUCCGUGCUGAGCAUUUGCUACCCAAAGAAGGGCGACUUUGUCACCAAUGAAAAACAGCACACACGUUCUCCACCAUCGUGAGAAAACCCCUUAAUCACGUUUUUUAUUUUAAUUUAUUCUUUGGCAGAUUUACAAAAAGAGAAACACACACCAAUAAAUAAAUUUAAGAAAGGGGUGGAAUUAGAUGCAGACGCACAAAGCAUCUUUUUUACUGUUCAAUUUUUUAAAAAUUAAUUUUCCAAAUUUAUAACCAAUACAACACAACACAAAAAACAAAACAUAUAAAAAGAAAAACAAACAAACAUAUAGAAUCUGUGAUCAUAAAGAGGAGAAAUAUCAAGAAGAUUGGAAGAAAUUUAAGGAAUAUCUAGCUAAAUAUUAUAAUACUUGCAAGUAUCAAAUUGGUUUAGGAUUAAAGUAUGUUGAAUUGUAUAAUACUAUGGAUUGAGAUUAUGAUGAAAAGAAAGGAAGUUAAUAAUUUGAACUAGUUAAUUAUAUUAGAAAGUGAAUAUUGGAAAAUUGCUAAAUGAGAUUUAAUGAAAAUCAGCAGGAAGGAUUCGAGGAAGUCACUUAAUAAUGGAAAUUAAUUUGGAUUUUUGAUCACAAAGCAUCUUUUUUUAACACACACACACACCAAGACUCCUUGUGCUCCGCUCCCCCUUUCUUCCCACCCAGGGCAGCCCUGCCCUCUGCCUGCCCCUCAGAGCCAGUGUAACAACACAGGGCUGGGCCUCAGGGGUGCCAGCCUCUCCUGCUCUGCUCUCCAGAAGCUGGUAUGCCCCACGGAGGACCUUAAGGUCCACAAAUAACAACACUUUGGAGGUCCUGAGCCGCAGAGUGGUUAGAUUGGUCUCAACUAGGGCCAGGGCCUUUUCAUCACUGGCCCCGACGUGGUGGAAUGCUCUGUCACAAGAGACCAGGGCCCUGCGGGACUUGACAUCUUUCCGCAGGGCCUGCAAGACAGAGCCUUUGGUUUGGACUCGGUCUGACCCUUAUGUUUCCCUCCCCUUAUGGUCUUGAUUUAUCAGCUAUUUUAAAAUGAGGCUGCAUUUUAAAUUGCAUUUUAACCUUUAUUUUAAAUUGGUUCCCCCCUCUCUUUUUCCCCUAUUAUGUUUUUAAUUUUAUUGGUGUUAGCCGCCCUGAGCCCGGCUCUGGCCAGGGAGGGCGAGGUAUAAAUAAAAUUAACUAUUAUUAUUAUGAGUUGCCCAAGGGAGGAGGCUGGCAGUGGCAGCCAUGGAGAGGCAAUGGGAUGCUCCCUCACAGCCGCCAUCGUCAUCACUUUGGACAAACGCCGGCUCUUCCUGCUCCCAGAACUCAGCGCUGGCAGGGGAAAUAGGGACCUUCUGGGAUCAAAUCAGAAGCCAGGGGCGGCUUUUGUAAUUCCGGGACUGGAAAAUCAGGACCCCUGGAGGUCCUGUGUAUCAGGCGAAGACAUCCCUGCCUCCCGUGACCUCACUGCAUUUUAAGCUGCUAAUAUGGAGCGCUGGUUCCAUGCGGAUUAGGCCAGGGGCAGCCAGUAGCUAACAGCCCCUGUGGGAGGCAGUAUGUCUCUAGGUACCAGUUUCUGCGAAUCCCAAGAUGGGGAUAGCACUGUUGCACUCCGAGAGGGGCCUCCAAAGGCAUCUAUCUGACCACUGUGAGAACGGGACGUUGGACCAGAUCGGCGUUUCUCAAACUUGGGUCGCCAGUGGUUUUUGGACUACAACUCCCAUCAUCCCUAGCUAGCAGGGCCAGUGGUCAGGGAUGAUGGGGACUGUAGCCCGAAAAACAGGUGGAGACCCAGGUUUUGGAAACACUGGGCUAGAUGGACCUUUGAUCUGAUCCAGAAGGGCGCUGCUUCAUGUCCUAAACUCUCGGGCCUCCAAAGUUGGUAAUGGAUGGGAUAACUUUAUCAAUGGGCAGUGUCCCAACUCUUGUUCAGCUGAGCCCCACAGUCUGCUGGCUCCUAAUGGCGAAUAUUUGCUGGAAACUCUCGUCCAUCAAUGUUGCAGCUCAGACCUGUUUGCUUGCACUUUGGACAUGUCAGGGGAUGUGCCAUUUGGCCAGGAGGAUUGUGGGAGAAGGUGGGGCUGUGGGUGCAAGAGCGCCGUCUCAUAUAAAUGCGCGGUGGCUAAUUCUGGGACAGGGAAGGGUAACACGGACGACGACGGCUGCAGAGAGUGAGUGUGCUUGUCUGCUCAGGGGCUUAACUCUGCGGCCACCUCCCUUGUACCUUUGGAAAGACCAGCAGGAGCCAGGUUUGACAAGGGAAAAUGGGGGAGAGAAGUUGUCUGCGUGCUUCACUCCUGUACCCAUGCAACAGAUGAGGAAGUUGAGGCCACGCCAGGACCCAACGGGGAGAUCCGUCACAUUAAGAUGUGCUCCUUGGAGACCCAGGGACCAAUGCCGGGGGAGGGGGAGUGUUGCAGAAUUUAGGAACUGGUGUUAUAAUUCCCCCACCUUUUUAAAAAAAUGUCUGUUGUCCUCGGAUGCCUUGCCCACAGUCCAUUUAUAUUUUUGCUUAUUUGAGAACAAGGUAGGAAAUCAAACAGGCUUUUUGGAAUUCUUGUUCUAAGGAGGUCAAGAGCAGACCGUUUUUCCAUAAUGGGCUCUGUUUACCUGUAUAUCUUCUUUGCUUAGUUUUAGGUCUCCCUAAAAGCAAAAAGGAAGGAACGCAGCAAUUUAAACUGAGAGGUAAGUCUCCAUUUCUACUAGCCGCCGUAUUUCAUAGAAUUGUAGAGCUGGAAGGGACUCCCCCCCCCCCCCGAGGGCCAUCUAGUCCAACCCCCUGCAAUGCAGGAAUCUCACCUAGAUCUUGUGGGAGUCUGUUCCACCGGACAUGCUCUUGUGGCUUUAACGUGUUUCCACGCCGAAACAUAGCAAGUUUCCCACUAAAUAUCUAAUGCCGGGGAGAGCUUCACCUGCUUAAUCCCUGCAUCUCGGACAGGGAUUAGAGAUACGAAAGGCAGAGGCUAUUGAAAAGUUUGCAGCUGUUCCUGCAAGGCUGGAGGAUCUGUGGUCCAUCAGAUGCUUUGUUGGACUCCAACUCCCAUCAGCCCCAGCCAGCAUGGCCAGCGGUCAGGUAUGAUGGGAGUUGUAGUCCAGUCACAUGUUCCCCUCCUCAGCUUUACUGAACGGCAGCCUUCAGCAUUAUACUUCGAAAUGUGUACUGUGAAUUUAUGGUAGCUUCAUUAAGCACAUAAGAAGAUUAAUUGGAUCAGGUCGAAAUGUUCUAGUCCAGCAUCCUAUUCUUAUAGGAGCUAUCAAAUUGUUGUUUUCAUUUCUAUACCAGUUUAUAUAUAAAGGUAAAGGUAAAGGGACCCCUGACCAUUAGGUCCAGUCAUGACCAACUCUGGGGUUGCGGCGCUCAUCUCGCUUCACUGGCCGAAGGAGCCGGCGUACAGCUUCCUGGUCAUGUGGCCAGCAUAACUAAAGCCACUUCUGGCGAACCAGAGCAGCACACGGAAACGCCGUUUACCUUCCCGCCGGAGCGGUACCUAUUUAUCUACUUGCACUUUGACGUGCUUUCGAACUGCUAGGUUGGCAGGAGCUGGGACCAAACAAUGGGAGCUCACCCUGUCGCGGGGAUUCGAACCGCCGACCUUCUGAUCGGCAAGCCCUAGGCUCUGUGGUUUAACCCACAGCGCCGCCCGCGCCCCGUAGUUUAUAUAUAUAUAUUUUUAAAAUCUCAAAGCAGUUUACAACCUCCGUUGGAAUGUCAAAUAAAACAAUCCAGAAUAGUACGAAAAACAGGUAGAAAUGGAUUCUUUUUUAAAAAAAUAAUAGAGAAAAUUAAAGGAAGCAGUUGAAAAGAAAAAGAUUGACAAAGGUAACCACAGAAGGGCAGAGGGAAGUCGAAGCAUUGAGGGACUCCUAAAUGAGGGUGUUGAUGAUUAACGUUUGAAUUUAAAUUUGUAAUGUAAAAUUCAAUAAAAAUAUAAUUUUUUAAAAAAAACAAUCCAGAAUAAAGCAUUGCAAAAGAAAAUCAAAUAUAAAGUAUACAUUCAAGACGAUGCAAAUUAACAAGUAAGCUAAAAUGCCAUCUGAAAGAUUUCAAAAUAAGACAUUGCAAAGGAGGUCACUGCAGAAUGCACAUUACCCUGCAAGCAGGACCAGAAUGCAACAGCAGCUGUCCCCACUUGUCAAUCAAUCAAUCCUGCCUCCAACAGGGUAGAAAAAAGCCAGCUGUGGCUAGUGGUAGCCAUUGAUAGCCUUUGACCUGGCAAUGAUUUCCAGAUGUCUCCCAACCGUGUUGUUCUAUUGCCAGAGUUGUUUGCCUUGCAUCAACGAAAGCAAAAUGUGUUUUUUGUGUGUGAUGAAUCUGCUCAUUUGGCUGAAUUCAACUUAAAAAUAAAAACCCCGAACACUGCAACCCUCCCUCCUAGCACAGAGGGUGAGAAAGGACUGCGUUUUAUCUGGCAACAAUUUAUUUGUGAGAUUCAAAAUGUUUCAGCAAACACAUAUCAUGGCCGUUGGGUCAGCAACUCCAGGGACUCCGCAGUAAGUGGAUAGGGAUGAAUAAGAUAUCGACUGCCAUCUCGUGCCCUCUGCCUUUCAUCCAAGACCACCACCCCUUUAUCAUCACAAUGACCCUGUGAGGUGGGCUACACUGAGAAACAGUGAUUGGCCCCAGGUCAUUCUGCGAACUUCACAGCAGAGUAUUUGAAAUGUAUCUCCACAGUCUAGGUCCAGCUCUGGCUCUUUAAAAACAAAAAGUAUAAUAAAGAUAAUAGAAUCAUAGAAUUGUAGAGUUGGAAGGGACCACGAGGGUCAUCUAGUCCAACCCCCGCGAUGUAGGAUUCUUUUGCCCAACAUGGGGCUCGAACCCAUGACCCUGACCCAGAGAUCAAGAGUCUCGCGCUUAACCGACUGAGCUGCAUGGGGGGGGGGGGAUUUGUUUUGGCUGGGAAACAGCAGGACCCGCUAUAUCCCACGAGGGGCUCAGCUUUGCCUGUUUCCUAACCUGGUUUACCUAAGCAAAUGUUUGUGUUUCGACAUCCUAGGCGGCGGUUGUGAAAAUGGAUCUGAAACUUGUGGCCGUGUCGAUCCUGUUAGUGCUUUUCUGCUCAGGCAAGUUUCCUCCGAUUGCUGAUUUGAGAAGGCGUGUCUGUAUAUGGAUAUCUGUAUGCGCCGUACAUUGAAAGCGAGUGCACCCAAAUCGCUGGGAUUUGUAGUUUGUUAAGGCUGCUGGGAACUGUAGCUCUGUGAGGGGUGAAUCAUAAGAACAUAAAAAGUGACCAGUGGCCCAUCCUAGCCCAGCAACCUGUUCUCACAGCGGCCAUUGAGAUGCCAAACACACAACCAAGACCUGAACACAAGAGCAUUUCUCCUCCUGUGGCUCCCAGCAGAGGCACGGCCAUUUUGGCCAGUAGCCACUGAUAGCCUCUCUCCUCCAUGAAUUGGUCCAAUCCUCAUUUAAAGCCUCCAGGUGGGCAGCCACCACUGCUUCCUGUGGCAGAGAGUUCCACAGUUUAAAGAUGUGCUGUUCCCAGGAUGCUUUCGGGGGGUGGCGGCAAAAAAGCGUGCAUUAAAUGUUUGUGGUGUGUACAGCAGUUGACGGCUGUGCAGUCUCCGAUAAAGUGGAAAUCACGAGUGGUUUUAUGUUCUGAUGUGCAGUGUAAAAGGCAGGUAGGAUCAGGCGAAAGGGCCCUUGAACAGGGCACAUCCCAAAUGGUUGCAAUGAAUCCAAAAGUUCCCUGCGCUUUUUACCGUUUGUGUGCAUCUAAACCCCACUAAGCUGAUAAAAUGCAAGUCAGGAUGCAGAAGACGGAGAUUUAUGUGAGAGGUGGAAUGUCACUGCUUCAGCCUUUUGGUUCUCUUUGCAAGAUAAGUUGCACUUCCAAAUUUUUUGCACAGUUAAGGUAGGGUUGCCAUAUUUCAAAAAGUAAAAACCAGGACACCCCAAAAGUUUUUGAGCUUUUUUGAGCUUCUGUUCAUGAAUGCCCCUAAAAAAGCGAUUUUUCGAUUCACUUGUCUAAGAUCCUGGAAAAUCCGGACAUAUGGCAACUCUAAUUAAAGGUACAGGAACCCCAUCCUUAAUUGCAGGAGGUCACCUGUUGAAUUGCUGCCUGGGGGGAGGAGUUGGUGGCAACAGUACUAUCAUAUAUUCUGAUGUGGCAGCUUUAAUCAGAAUCUGUCCAUGAGAACUUUUUGUUCUGAAAACAUUAACAUUUUUCAGAGUGAGACGCGUCUUUUGGCAUUCAUGGCAUGCUGAACUGAGACACGUGGAAGUGAAAACGUGUGCUUUAACCUUUUGGUAAGGCUAUAAUUUGCCACUAGUCCUCAUGGAAGGACUAUACAGUGGUACCGCGGGUUGCAUACACUUCAGGUUACAUACGCUUCAGGUUACAGACUCCGCUAACCCAGAAAUAGUACCUCAGGUUAAGAACUUUGCUUCAGGAUGAGAACAGAAAUCGCACAGCAGCGGCGCAGCAGCAGCAGGAGGCCCCAUUAGCUAAAGUGGUGCUUCAGGUUAAGAACAGUUUCAAGUUAAGAACGGACCUCCGGAACGAAUUAAGUACUUAACCCGAGGUACCACUGUAUAUUGCUGACGAUCUAAAUGUAAAAAGCUUGCACCUCAUUUACACUCCUACUUCUUGUAAGCAGAACCAACGCUACCAUUAGGCAGACUGAGGCAACUGUCUCAGGCUGCAGAUGCUAUGGUGAUGAGGGGGACGGACAAUGAUGGCAGUUCUUUGGCUGUUCCUCCAGAGCCCCAUGCCAUUCCUCCCUGUUGAGGGAUAAGGGCCCGUCCAUAAACGUAAAGGUAUUAGGUCCAGUCGGGACCGACUCUGGGGUUGCGGUGCUCAUCUCGCUUGAUUGGCCGAGGGAGCCGGCGUACAGCUUCCGGGUCAUGUGGCCAGCAUGACUAAGCCGCUUCUGGCGAUCCAGAGCAUCACACAGAAAUGCCGUUUACCUUCCCGCCGGAGCAGUGCCUAUUUAUCUACUUGCUUUCGAACUGCUAGGUUGGCAGGAGCAGGGAUUGAGCAAUGGGAGCUCACCCCGUCACGGGGAUUCGAACCGCCGACCUUCUGAUCAGCAAGUCCUAGGCUCUGUGGUUUAACCCACAGCGCCACCUGCGUCCCUAGGGGCCCGUCCAUACUUUGACUUAAUGUGGAUUACAAAUUCCUUGCAUCUCCUUGAAUUCCUUCCCCCUUCUCAGGGCCGUCUUAAGCAUAUCCAGUGCCGUGGUUCAAAGCUCCCUCCAGCGCCGCCACCCCCUAUUUCCCAGCGUUUUUUUAGGUAGGAUGGUGCUGCCAGUGGGGCUGGAGGAGGCGGGCAGCAGCUGGAGGGCGGCUCCUCCACCGGGGAAGAGGCGGAGACUGAACGCGGCGCCUCCUGGCUCAGCUGGCCACUUCGUGCUGUGGUGGCCACGGCAGACGGAGGCUCCGGGCGCAGUGCUGCUUCGGCGCGGCAUGGCGAAGGCGGGCGAGGGCGGCGAGCUGAUGCCACAUCCAGCCUUCGCCUCUUCCCUGGCGCCCUCCAGAACUUGGCGCCCUAGCGCCCUGCACUACUAGCUUCUAUGGGUAAGACGGCCCUGCCCCUUCUCCACGUCACACUUCUCCUCCUUAAAUCUGGAGAUUCCUUUGGCUUUGAAAAUCCAGGGAACUACACUGAUUGCAUAGGGAAUCUCCAGAUUUACGGAAGAGAGGGCAGCAGCAGUUGGAGGCGAACGCCACAGUGGAAUAACCACUCUCCCAUCAAAACUGGAAAACGCCAUUUGUGUGGCCGCACGCGGUGCCCCGAUCCCUGAGACAACGGCAGAAGUUCCUGGUCUGCCUCCCCAUGUCACAGCCCUUUGGGGUUCCCGCCAAGCCUCAGUUCGAACGAACCUAUCUGUGGCAGGGGGAGGCGGAGCUAUUUGCGUAGUUGAAAGGGGCGGAGCCUACCUGAAAGCGCACAGUCAGCUCCAGAGCUCCCCCCCCCUGCUGUUAAGGGACUGGGAAGGAAUUUCUCUGCAUUGGCAGGUUUCGCCUUCCCCGUAGCAGAUGUCACAACUAAAUGGGGGGGGGCAGUGCUGGAUUUACGUAUAAGCUAAACAAGCUAUUGCUUAGGGUCCCACUCUCUUUUGGGGACCCCCAAAAAAAUUAAAGGGAAAAAACAACUGGGUGUACAUUUCCAAAAUGUAAGAUAAAAAACAAUUAAAAUAAAACCUACAUACAGCAACACUGUAUAUAGGGUGCCUACAUUCUGCAUGGAGUGGUUGCAUGGCAACAUGUGCAAAUGGCUUGAGAUACCUAUUAGGUCCAUAAAUUACCAUAUAGCAUAUAUUCAACACAAAAAACAGCGGCAAUUUGUUGUUGACAAAGGACAGCUGGACAUAUAAAGGGCCCCAUUACCUUCAGUAGCUUAGGGCCUCAUCAAACCUAAAUACGGCCCUGGAGGCGGGGGCGUGAAGUGAUGAUGCAUACCCUACCCCCCACGGCAGCAAUCCCAGGGUUCCCCGUUAAAGGGGCUGAGUCGGAGGGGAGUCACUGGCCAUACGCUGAAAGGUUGUCAGUGGACUCCCCAUCAUUGGUGUGAAAUGGUGUCUUCCAGAGCCAAUCCAGACAGACCUGAUUACCCUGAUGUGCCUCAGAUCAGGGAGCCAGCAUGGUGCAGUGGUUAAGAGCGGUGGACUCGUAAUCUGGUGAACCGGGUUCGCGUCUCCGCUCCUCCACAUGCAGCUGCUGGGUGACCUUAGGCCAGUCACACUUCUUUGAAGUCUCUCAGCCCCACUCACCUCACAGAGUGUUUGUUGUAGGGGAGGAAGGGAAAAGGAGAUUGUUAGCCACUUUGAGACUCCUUAAGGGGAAUGAAAGGUGGGAUAUCAAGUCCAAACUCUUCUUCUUCUUCUUCUUCUUCAGAUCCCCAGCUGGGGACUGGGAGAGAUACGCGCCCAAUGCCUAAGCCAAGGUCUUCCUACAUCUGAAAGUUUAAUUAAAGUUUUGGCCAAUUUAAUCUCAUAACAUGUUGUCACGAGUCAUUCAUUUCUUCCGGGUGGCCCUUGGGGUCGGGGUGUGUGUGUGUGUCUCUGCCUGGGCACACAAUUAAAAGAGACACGACGAGUUCACAAUCCACAUUAAGCCGAGGUAUUUCUGACAGGGGACCCCCUAAAUUAGCGUAUUGCCCUCAGGUGUGCGGGGAGAUGUUAUCCGCAUGCCGGCUUUAAAGUAAGAUUUCACAGCCAGCCUAGUCACCCUCUGUAUACAGAAUGGUGGGGGCGCCAUCUUGUCUUCCGCCUCAGGCGGCAAAAUGCCAUGGACUGGCCCUGGUCAUAAGGAAAGGCCUAAACCGAACAAACUGUGGUUUCAUUUCCUUUAAUGAAUUUACAUCUCUCUUUGAACAGGAAGCUCCCAGGAGCUUACAAUAACUUCAAAACAAAAGUCACCAUUUCAAUCACCCGAGAAACGCAAACAAUAAAUAAAGCAAUUCAUCCCCCAAAUCUUAACAGUUUACCUUUUUUUCUUUUCUGUUCACCUUUUUUUGCAGAAGUCUCCAGCUAUCGCUUGGAGAAACGAGAAGCCGAGGAUCCGGAACUGUUCGCUCAAGUUAAGGAGAAAGUCACAGGGGCCUGGGAACAAGUUUCCAGCACAGCCCAGUGCUGGCUAAAGAAAAUCCAAAAUCUGGAAGUCACAAAGCCAAUAAUGUGAGAAUAAGGCAGGGGACAACCAGAGAGAAGGUGGACGGAGGGAGGUUUUCCAAUAAUUUCGGGUUGUAGCCAGUGUUACUCAUACUCAGAAAUUGAAAUUGAUGGACAUGACUAACUCAGAUCUAUUAAUUUCACUGGGUCCACUCCGAGUUCAAAAUCUGUAUUUGCAGAACUAUGAUAGCACUUUAAACUGUCAUGGCUUCCCCCAGAGAAUCCUGGGAACUCUCAUUUGUUAAGGGUGCUUAGAGUGUUAGGAGGCCCGCUAUUCCCCUUCCAGAGCUACAAUUCACAGAGUGGUUUCACAAGCCAAUCCCUCUUCCUAGGGAACUCUGUAAAUUAUGGAUCUGUUGGGGGAAUGGGGGCGGGGUCUCUUAUCAACACCCAGCACCUUUAACAAACUACAUCUCCCAGAAUUCUUUGGAAAAGGGGAUCCCAUGAGUGUUUCAAGCGGCGCCACUAUGCUUUAAAUAUAUAUGGUGUGGAUGUGGCCACUGACUAUACAUCUUCAACCCUUCUUUCCUUUAUCCUUUCCAGAAACAUGUACGAAAACAGCGUGUCAAGGAUUAAGACCUACACGGACAUACUCUCCGACCAAGUUUACCACCUGCUGCAAAGUGAGAGUUAAUGUCGCCCACCUUUCUCCCUUCUGCAGAGACUAGUCGCUGAGGCUCAGGGAAGCCUUCUUUUUUUCAUACAUUUUGCUUGUAAAGAUGCUCCCAUGCUUAGGAAAUGAAUAAAGCUUCUUUCCUGCUGAAGUGCUGA
This is a messenger RNA of Podarcis lilfordi (Lilford's wall lizard), 10819 nucleotides long. The record is from the annotation of a GenBank genome assembly. Lineage: Eukaryota; Metazoa; Chordata; Lepidosauria; Squamata; Lacertidae.